AUGUCCUCUGAAAGGCCCCUUUAUGAGGAAGUGACAAAAUUUUUGCAUUACUAUUACUUCUUUCGGUUGGAUUACCUGUUGUCCAGGGGUGAGCCUUAUUCCCGAAGGUGCAAAGUCCUUAGACCAUCUUUGGCAAGCAAGAUCACAGGGAUGCUUCUAGAACUGACACAUGCUCAGUUGCUCCUUCUGUCUGCAAGCGAAGAUGCCCUGCGCCAAAAAGUAGAGAGGCAGUGGAUCUUAUCCUUGCUCCAGGGUCGUGACCACACACCAGAAUAUUCUCCAUCCCAUCAAGAUGAAGGUGGGGAGGAACUGAAGGUGCAAGUGAGCUCCACUGUUCUCCAGCCAGGAAAAGAGGAUUUCUACUCUCCUCGUCAAGGUCGCCCAACGCCUGAGAGGCUCAAUGCUUUCCGCAAUGUUGGCAGGUUACUUGGGUUAUGCCUGCUGCAGAAUGAAUUGUGCCCUAUCUACCUGAACCGCCAUGUCCUCAAGUACAUUCUAGGACGCCCUAUUCGUUUCCAUGACUUGGCCUUCUUUGACCCUGUCAUGUAUGAAAGCUUGCGAAAGCUGGUGCUGGAUGCAGAGAACAAAGACACGGGAGCUGACGUGUUCAAAGCACUUGACCUUACCUUCAGCAUUGAUGUAAUUCCUGAAGAAGGUGGCACAAACAUAGAACUGAUUAGUGGUGGCAGAAAUGUGGAGGUGACAACAGCUAAUGUGUAUGACUAUGUCCGCAAGUAUGCAGAGUAUCGCAUGGUAAAAUCUGAAGAAAAGGCCCUACAGAAUAUUCGUGAUGGUGUAUUCGAUGUAAUCCCAGGAGGAUCCCUAGAUUCCCUAACAGCUGAAGACCUACGGCUGUUACUAAAUGGGGUUGGGGACAUCAACGUAGCUACACUUAUAUCCUAUACGUCUUUCAAUGAUGAGAGUGCGGAAUCAUCAGACCGUCUUCACAAGUUCAAACGGUGGCUAUGGUCUAUAGUUGAGAAAAUGACUAACCAGGAAAAGCAGGACUUGGUAUACUUCUGGACCGGUUCUCCUGCUUUGCCAGCCUCAGAAGAAGGAUUCCAGCCAAUGCCAUCUGUCACUAUCAGACCAGCUGACGACUCACAUCUACCUACAGCAAACACUUGCAUUAGCCGCCUAUAUAUUCCUUUGUAUUCUACUCGUGCUAUUUUGCGAUCUAAACUGUUGUUAGCCAUCAAGACUAAAAACUUUGGCUUUGUGUGAGUGUAACCCAAGAAGCUUAAAAUUUGUGGCUGACUUUGAACCAUGUUGAAUUAUAAUAAAGCAGUUAGUGACUAAUGAACGUCUAAGGGAACAUUGUGUAUGGUGACUGCAAGCGAGACACACAUGGAGUCAAGUGAGCAAACAAACAAGAUGAUUUUGGGAGUGCUGGUCAUAUGGCAUAGGAACUUGAAAAUUCUUUGGCUUACUAGUGUUGUGCCUGUACGAAAGAACUAUUAUUUUGUGUGAUUGGAAUAUAUGGCCUCCAGGUUUGGCUGGCUAGAUUUAAAAUCUUGUGUGCAUUCCCUGAUUUCAAAUAAAUGAAAUUCAUAUUCAGCUAUUUGAAAUGAUGUGAAAAAUAGUUUCCUUAAAAGCUAUUAUCUGGUUAUUGUUAAAGUGUGUAAGCAGUGUGUAUUGAAAUUAAAUAAAAGAAAUUCCAUUGUUGUACAAUAGACAAGUAGAUAUGAGUAAAAAUCUUGACCAGCUUCCUUUGUGUAUCUUUCCUUGUUUCCCAGAAAAUCAAACAAAAUGCACAUGCACCAAGUAAAGACAUAGAGUAUGAACUUCCAAAUUUCCACCACAUUAAAUCAAGUUCACAUGCUCAGUGCACGAAAAAGCUGAUGAUCCAGCUUUGCCUUCAUGAUUUAUCAACCAAAGACAGGUGUAUAUCAUGCAUUUUAGUUUACUGAAAUGCCCAUCUACAUUCCAAAUGACAUUUAUUACAAUUAAUUGAAGUUCCAGAUAACUCAGCUGCUCAGUAAUAAUUUCACCAGGAUCAUCUGUAUUGAUACUUAAAUAUGAAAACAAAUAUCAUGGGCAAACUGUGUAAAAGCUGAAUGUGAAUUUUUAAAAAUACAAACUAUUAGCUUCAAAGAAUCAAGCAAAGUGGUGCUAUUGUAGGAACGAUAAUUGUCAUUACAAAUUUUAUCGCAAUGGAAAUAGCUGUUUUAGAUAUAAAUGUUCAUACGAGGAUAUACAAAGAGAACAAAUGUCACAGCCCAAAAAUAAGCAGUGUAAAGUAAGUUUAGAAACAUUUUUAUAAUUUGUAUUAUGCUAAAUAAUGUGAAUGGGGAGGUACUGUUUAUUUUAAGAAUAUCGACUAGAAAAUAAGAGAAUUUGACUAUUUUUUGUAGCACCGUUAAGGCUUCAGGUGGAUGCAUAUACUGUGUUGAUAGUCCUUUAAACCGGAAUUGCCAAUAUGGUUGUUUAUUACUGAAAUGAGUUUUUUUUGAAAAAAAUGGUAGACUGCAAAUCCAAAACCAGCAUCCUUUGUCAGAAUGGAAGUGUAUGCUUUAUUAAAAAAAAAAUUACUUGUUCACAUGUCUAGGUCUCAAAAAUGAAGGCAGAUUUAUUU
This is a messenger RNA of Penaeus monodon (black tiger shrimp), 2575 nucleotides long. Its product is annotated as E3 ubiquitin-protein ligase hyd-like. Lineage: Eukaryota; Metazoa; Arthropoda; Malacostraca; Decapoda; Penaeidae. Gene Ontology annotation, biological process: protein polyubiquitination; DNA damage response; regulation of double-strand break repair. The record is from RefSeq and is a predicted model, not a curated record. Gene Ontology annotation, molecular function: RNA binding; ubiquitin-protein transferase activity. Gene Ontology annotation, cellular component: nucleus.